UUAUAUAAUUUAUACACACAAAAACACCCCCUGUUGACUACACACGAACUCUCUGUCAGUCUCUACCCAAAAUUCCAUUUCCAAAUAACUUAAUUUAACCCAAUUUUAGAUCGCCGGAAACCACCACUCGCCGCCACCCACCUCCUUCCUUUCCUUCUUCUCAGCGUAACAAAACCAUGCUUGGUAAAAAUAAUAAACGCAAGAUUCGAUUUUUCAAGCAUACCCCUCCGUAGAAGUUAUUAUUAUUAUUAUUAUUUUUACCUUUCCCAUUUAAAUUUGUGUAUUUUUUUUCAAAAAGUUGAGGUUUUUGGCUGCAAUAAUGGCGGCCGUGACCAAUACUGCUGCUGCCACCACCACCACCACCCAACAACCACAGUCACCACCGGCUAACACAGCCAUUGCCGCCGCCACCCAACUAGUGCCGGUACCAUCAACAGAGCUAACCACUGAUGAGAUGGCGGUGAAGGCUGUUCAUAAACGGUAUGAAGGGCUGAUGAUGGUACGGACGAAGGCGAUUAAGGGUAAAGGCGCCUGGUAUUGGGCUCAUCUGGAGCCUGUUUUAGUUCGUAAUCAAGAUACUGGUUUGCCGAAAGCCGUCAAGCUCCGGUGUUCUUUAUGUGAAGCUCUUUUCUCCGCUUCCAAUCCGUCCAGAACGGCGUCGGAGCAUCUCAAAAGAGGAACUUGUCCCAAUUUCAACUCUGAAUCCAGUCCAAAUCCGAUUUCCUCCAUAUCGCCGGCUGGAAUGGUGAAUUUGUCUUCUCCGACUUCAUCGUCUUCGCCUCAACCGCUGCAAAACCACCGGAAACGUAACUCAUCUGGCAACCGUCGCGCUACCGGGUUUAAAAUCAACAACAACUCUGCAAACCCUUCUGAAACUACUUACUCCGUUGCUCCAAUUACGAUGAUUGAACCGGCGAGAUUCUCGGUUGAUGUUUCGUACCCGACCCGACCCAAUUCCAUGCCUGCAUUUUCUUCUGCUGCGACGGUUGUGACGGUAAGCAGCGGAGGGAUGUACUCUUCACACAACCACCACCAUAACCACCACCAACAACAGCCGCAACAUGUGAUGUUAUCAGGUGGUAAAGAAGAUUUAGGUGCUUUAGCGAUGUUCGAAGAUAGUGUAAAGAAACUUAAAAGUCCGAAAUCGUCGCCGGGCCAAACAUUAACAAAAGCUCAAAUCGAAUCAUCACUCGAAUUAUUAGCAAAUUGGGUGUAUGAGAGUUGUGGGUCAGUUUCUUUUUCAAGUCUGGAGCAUCCAAAAUUCAAAAAUUUCUUGAACCAAAUCGGUUUACCGGCGAUAACCCGCCGCGACCUCGCCGGAGAAAGACUCGAUUCCAAGUACGAAGAGGCCAAAACGGAAUCCGAAGCCCGAAUUCGCGACGCAAUGUUCUUCCAAAUCUCAUCGGACGGAUGGAAAUCAAAGAGUAAUCAUCAUUCAGGUGAAUUCGAAAACCUGGUGAAUUUAUCGGUGAAUUUACCUAAUGGGACUAGCGUUUUCAGAAGAGGUGUUUUCACAGGUGGGUAUGUUUUCUCAAAAUACGCCGAGGAUAUUUUAUGGGAAACAAUCAGCGACAUUUGUGGGAACAAUUUCCAACAAUGUGUAGGUAUCGUUUCCGAUAAAUUCAGGAGUAAAGCUUUAAGAAAUCUCGAAAACCAACAUCAUUGGAUGAUCAACCUUAGUUGUCAAUUUCAAGGGGUUAAUAAGUUGAUUAAAGAUUUCAGCAAAGAACUACCAUUGUUUCAUAAAGUGACUGAUAACUGUAUAAAAGUCGCAAACUUUGUGAAUACCAACUCUCAAAUCAGACAUUCUUUCCUCAAGUACCAGUUACAAGAAUACGGCCGAGCCGCAUUGUUGCGGGUACCGUUUUGUGGGAGCGGGCGGGUCGACUUCGAACCCGUGUUCAAUAUGGUUGAAGACAUAUUAAGUUCAGCGAGAGCGUUACAACUGGUGGUUCUUGAUGAAUCUUACAAGAUGUUGUCAAUGGAGGAUCAAACCGGGAAGGAGAUUGAAGAAAUGAUGAGGUCUCAUUUCUGGAACGAGUUAGAAGCGGUUCUUUCGUUGGUCCGGUUAAUCAAAGGCAUGGCUCAAGAGAUUGAGAAAGAAAAACCAAGAAUCGGUCAAUGUUUGCCACUCUGGGAGGAGCUCCGACUGAAAAUCAAGGACUGGUGUGGUAAGUUUCAUGUCAACGAGAAUCAUGCAGACAAGGUGUUCGAUAAAAGGUUUAAGAGAAACUACCACCCUGCUUGGGCGACUGCUUUUAUCCUUGACCCAUUCUAUUUGAUCCGUGACACAACCGGGAAAUACUUGCCACCUUUCAAAUGUUUAACAUCUGAACAAGAGAAAGAUGUAGACAAACUUAUAACAAGGCUCGUUUCACGUGAAGAAGCUCACAUUGCAUUAAUGGAGCUUAUGAAAUGGAGAACCGAAGGACUUGACCCGGUUUAUGCCCAAGCAGUCCAGUUGAAACAAAGAGACCCGGUAACUGGUAAGAUGAAGAUAGCUAACCCACAAAGUAGCAGGUUAGUUUGGGAAACUUAUCUCACAGAUUUCAAAUCUUUAAGGAAAGUUGCAGUGAGGUUGAUCUUUCUUCAUGCAACUUCAUGUGGAUUCAAAUGGAAUUCAUCUUUAUGUAAAUGGGCUCAAUCAAGAACCGGGAUCGAAAAAGCACAGAAAUUGAUCUUCAUUGCUGCACAUUCAAAGCUCGAGAGACGAGAUUUCUCAAAUGAUGAAGAAAAAGAUGCCGAAUUUUUCUCGAUAUCAAGUCGAGAAGAUGAUGUGUUGAAUGAGGUUUUGUUUGAUGCGUCUUCUUUGUGAAAACUUUUUCUUUCUUGCUUUUGAUUUGAUGAUUAUAAUCCAUAGUUUAUGUAGGAUUGAUAUUCUUUUUUUUUUUUUUUUUUUGCUUCUACUUGGGGUACUUGUUUAAUUGCUCUUUUAGAAGAUUUUGACACCUUUGAUCGUUAUAGAAAGGGGUCAUCUUUUAGUUUAAAAUCAGUAAUUUUCUUUUUUGUUUGAUGGGUACAUGGAAUCAAAUAUCAAAUGAAGAUUGUUGUAACAUUUUUAAUCA
Molecule: messenger RNA, 3065 nt
Organism: Lactuca sativa (garden lettuce)
Lineage: Eukaryota; Viridiplantae; Streptophyta; Magnoliopsida; Asterales; Asteraceae
Source: RefSeq, a predicted model, not a curated record